CCUUUCUGCUUUGUAAAUAUUGAGAUUCUAUAUUACGUUUUGCAACUAUUAGAAAAUGGAGCUAGAACAUAAUUCUAUAGUCGAGGAAAUCGUUAUUAAAAACAAAGAUUAUUGUGAUGAAGUGGAUAUUCUAAAUCAAUCUAGCUCAAAAUUAGCAAAUGAGGAAUCAGUCACUAAAGAGGAAAGCGAACUGCCGAGAACAACAAAUAGGAAGAGAUUUGUAUGUGUUAUAUGCGAUAAAGCAUAUAGACGCCGUUUUGAAUACGAAAACCACGUACUGAUUCAUACUACAGGAAAGAAACCGUUUAAAUGUAACAUUUGUGGUAAAGGAUUCAACUGGAAGAGUUAUCGCGAUCUGCAUCAACGCAUUCACACAGAAGAAAAACAAUUCAAAUGCGAUAUUUGUGAUGCUGCAUUUGCACAUAGAAGUAAACUGAUUUUGCACACUCGUUCUCACCGUAAUGAACGACCAUUUGUGUGCGAUAUUUGCGGGAAAGACUAUAAAACUUCGGCUUAUUUAAGGCAACAUAAAAUCGUGCAUUCAAAUCGGUACAUAUGUAAAGACUGCGGAGAACAAUUUGGCUCAUCUCACAGCUUAACAGUGCAUAAGCGCACUCACCGCGAAAAACGUUUUCAGUGUGACCAAUGUGACCGCCAAUUUCAUUAUAGUAAAUAUCUGAAGGCACAUUUGGAGAGUCAUCGUAAAAAUUCGUGUAAUAUUUGCGGUAAAGAAUACAAACAUCACUACGAACUCAAGAAUCACCUUGCCGUACAUACAUCGGGAUUGAAACCAUACAAAUGCACCAUAUGUGGCAAAGGAUUUAGUUGGAAGGGUUAUCGUGAUGUACAUGAAAUUAGUCACAAGGAAAAACAGCACAAGUGUGAUCAGUGUGGAACUGCGUUUGUUAAUAAACAACAAUUAGUUUCCCACAUGCAAACUCACAAUAGUGAACGAUCGUUUCAGUGUGAUAUUUGCGGCAAAGAUUAUAAAAGGCUGGAAACUUUGUUGCGUCAUCGAUCUGUUCAUUCAGGCGACCGACUCAAAUGUGAAAUAUGCGGAGAACAAUUCGAUUCUAACGCUGGUUUGACGAUACACAAGCACACUCAUGACGAAAUAACACAUCAAUGUGAGCAAUGUGGCAAAAAAUUUCUCAGUGUUAGUCAACUAGACAUACAUAUGGCGAGCCACAUCGGGAAAAGGGAACGCAAAUGUGAUAUCUGUGGCAAAGGAUUCAAUACAAACAGCGGAUUACAGCAGCACCACCGUUCGCACACUCGUACACAUACAUGCACCAUAUGCAACAAAUUAUUCAGUAAUUUUGUUGAAUUGAACGAUCACAUUCUAACUCACAACACAGAAUGGCCAUUCAAAUGUGAACUGUGUGGAAAAAAAUUUUCCACAAAGGAUUAUUUAGUACGGCACAUCAAACGGCACGACCGAAUUAAAAGCACCAAGAAAUCGGUCCCAUGUGACGAGUGCGGUAAGGUGUAUUUAAGCUUACGUACUUUGGAAAGGCACAGGACUAAACAUAAAUCAAAUGCGAAUGUUAAUGGAUGAUGUGUGAUUGAUUGGACCGUAUCAAAAAUCGUGAUAAGAAAAUAGUUUUUAAUAAACUUGUGAAAUCAGAAUAAAUAAAAAAUAAAUCCAUGUCAUAAUGUGCAGAGUUCCCGUAAUACAAUGUUCACAAUUCUCGCAUUCACUGAGCUCUUAUUAGCGGCUAAGCCAUAGCUAGUUUGUAGCUUACAUUUUAAUGUGACAUCAUUAGCAGUUGAUGAAGUUGUGAACUGGUAAUGUUCGGGAGAGCUACAUCCAGGCUGUAUUUUUGAGUUCUCUAUGAAAUAUAGUUCGUUUUUACCAAU
This is a messenger RNA of Malaya genurostris, 1860 nucleotides long. Its product is annotated as zinc finger protein 665-like. Bases 56 to 1558 code for a protein of 500 amino acids. The record is from RefSeq and is a predicted model, not a curated record. Lineage: Eukaryota; Metazoa; Arthropoda; Insecta; Diptera; Culicidae. The transcript has a single exon.